Molecule: messenger RNA, 7413 nt
Organism: Malaya genurostris
Lineage: Eukaryota; Metazoa; Arthropoda; Insecta; Diptera; Culicidae
Exons: 6
Coding region: 1239-2174 (311 amino acids)
Source: RefSeq, a predicted model, not a curated record
UAAAUUUCAGUCUACUAUCAACGCCGAGCGUGGAUGAAAGUGCGUGGUACGAUUUUUGGCCGUCGGUUCUUUCGGGGUAAUCUGAUCCUUUCUAGCGCCCCCGCGGACACGCGUAAAUUUUGACCCCUUCGGGUGCUCUCUCUCUCUCUCUCUCUCUCUGUCUCGAUAAGCAAGUGGAAACUGAACCCCGGCGGUUAGAAACUGUCAGUGAGGUCUCCGAGUCGCACUCAAGAUUGCCACCUGUGCUAUCAGCAGUGAAACGGUGAAGUGAACGGAAACCGGCGAGAGGAUUUACGAACGUCAAAUUUUCCACUGGUAAACGGUACCCAAACUUCAUCCGGUUUUUCAGGUCCAAGGGCCUGCCUCCACUCGUCGCCAGUAGCUCGAGGGAAAAUAUAUAAAUUAGUUUGUUUUAUUUGGAAGUCAUUAAUCACGGCGGGAAGCAUCCGCGUGUGCAGUGCGCUGUGCCCUGGCUGCUGCACUGACUUGGCCUCACUCGACUCAUAGCCGUUCCGGUAGGGGGGCUGGCAGUGAUUUACGUGGAUGUUUUGUUCCAAUUUAAAUAGCCGUUGAAACUAGUGGCCGCUUUACCUACGGUCCAGGAAUAGGACAGACCAGACAGCGGCGAACGAGCUGUGCAGCUGUGCUCUUUUCUGGCAGUGUGUAGAAUUGCAACAAAGUGAAAAAUGUUCAUGAGCAAGUGCAUCGUAAUGAAAAUCAGAAAAGAGUAAAAUUUAUGUCCGCUACCUGCUCCAAGUACGUUCGAGGUUAGUUUUGCUUGCUUGUACGGUGCAAACCCGUCCCGUUCAGACAUCAAAUGCUAUCAAAUAUUUGUGAACACGAAGAAUAAAUAAUCAUUGCCAUAUCCAAUAAAAAAAUAAACACAGUACAAUCUGCUGCUCCCGGCCGGGAUUGUGUUUAGUGCAGUCGAUAAAAAUGAAGCUGUUAAAUAAUGUGUGAAAAUCAACAUUUAUUUUUCAUCGCUGGAACCAUAAACCACCAUCAAUCUUCGGCAGCAGCCAUCAUGCAUCGACGGCAAACAACAAACAAAUAACCGAUAGACCGAUAUCGGGAAGAUCUAUUGCCACUUCCCGUCCGAUCCGUUCGAUGGAUGCGCGGCGCGAGUGAUAAAUAAAUUCGCCAUAACAUAAAAUAUAAAAACAUAAUCGUUAUCGCCGGAUAGCACAAGAAAAUCCAAUCUUCCACUCCAUUCAGGCUUCAGUGAAACGGAAUAUGAGAUGUGGCGUUUGCUGGUGCUACUGCAGAUCUUUCUCGUUAAAGAAACAACCUUCGGAAUCAAACUGAUGGAGGUACGAGUGCCCAAACACACCAUCAAGGACCAUCCGGUGCGGCUCGAGUGUCACUACGAGAUGGAAGGCGAAGCGCUCUACUCCGUCAAGUGGUACAAGGAUGGCAACGAAUUCUAUCGCUACGUGCCAAGAGAUAAUCCACCGACUCAGGUUUUCCAGCUCAGCGGAAUCAACGUCGAUUUGCAAAAUUCCACCAACGACCAAGUGGUGUUGGAUCCAAUUGAGCUAUCCUCGAGCGGAAAAUACCGAUGUGAAGUGUCAGCCGAAGCUCCGUCCUUCCAGACCGUGUCCGACCACGGCGAGAUGACUGUCGUAGUUCUGCCUGACGAGGAUCCGCACAUAACGGGUGGCAAGCCCCGCUACCAGAUUGGCGACUACGUACGAGUCAACUGUUCUUCCGGCCGGUCCAAGCCGGCAGUGCACCUGACUUGGUACAUCAAUAGUGAACCGGCCGAUCCGGCACUGGUUCGACAGUACGAACCCGUCGUGUCCGGUUUCGAUAAGCUGGAAACAUCCAUCCUGGGGCUGGAAUUUCGCGUCAAACCAAAGCACUUUAAGCGCGGUGACAUGAAACUAAAGUGCCUCGCAACGAUAUCAACCGUGUACUGGAAGAGCAACGAGGAAAGCGUCGAGGGGGACAAACCACAGAAAGCUCCGAUGCUUGAGUCGCGAAAAGCUGUCUCCUCCAACACUCGGGCAGACCGAGUUCAAGCCAACAGCAGUGCACCCAGUCGAAGCAGCAGUAGUAGCAGUUCACUUCUAGCAGCCCUGCUCGCACUGUCAGUCACACUGCUAACAUCGUUCGCGUCAACGGGAAGUAGCACAAAUCGCCGUAUUUUCGACAGUCAGUUUGCUCUGAGGUAACUAGAAACCGCCGGUAUUUGCUAGGUUAUUUUACAAACAUUGAUUGGAGUACGGAAAUCAAAACCAAAAUUUUAACCUUAAAACUAUGCUAAUCAAAAUGGGCCGAAGUGAGUCAUUAUCCGUGCUGGCCAACUUUUAGGUAAGGUCGCUGUGCGUAAAUCGUUGAAUGAGUACGAUGUGAGAGUAUCCUGUUGUUUUAAAUAAAUAAGCUGUAAGAAAUUUAAAUAAUUCAAACUCAGAUAAAUGUAGAAUCGAAAAAAAAAGAUAGUGAUUGAGAAUAAGGAUAAUAUUUGUGACUGGAUCGCAUAAAUAAAUGAAUAGGAUAACGAUUUAUUUAUAUCUGCAACCAAAACGACGCGUUGAAUUAAUUUCAUUGAAAGUGGCGGGAGCGUUCGAAUUCGCGUCGAAAGUAGCAACAGGCUGGAAACUAAUUAUUUCAUUCAGGCCAAUAUCUUCAUUCCAUUUCGGUUCCGAUACACAAUAGACAGCAGUCGAAAACGAUAUGCUUUUCCUUCAUUUAGUCAAAUAGUAUUAUCAUUUCAACAAAGUCUAUAAAUAGACUUGCUUUGCUAUACUUUGAGCCACCACUCGAACCAUGGGGUGUUUCAGACUGUUCCCUUUUUCAGCCACACGCACAGAAGGCGCACAGUAAACGUGCACGAAAUCAGGAAAUAGGCAUGCCCCGUUCUACCCUACUGCCCCAUUCCCACACCCACCGAAACCGAUUCGUUGUUGUUUCAUUCGAGCACGAUUCAAAAUGUCAAAAUCGGUGCCACACGAACCCUCCUGGUUUCAGAACGCGGGCUCACCAUAAUUCCAGGUAAGCAACCAUGCCCCUCACACAAAUACACGUACGAUACAAAAAAACAUGUCGAGCAGGAUGUCAGAAUGGGAAUCCUAAAAUUAAAUUUGACAUCGUACUGUCGAUAACCGCUUACCGGAUAAAUAUUGAAAACGGUUGCUAAUGGUUGAGCCCACAUCAACGUGAAGUCAAGCCACUAAUAAUCACACAAUAAACCGAACCGCACGUGCAUGUAGAAUCCUUUGAGGUUGCAGGAUAGGACAGGACAAUAGCCAAAACAUGGACCUCAAGCCGGCACGGAGAAUUGAGGUGUGUGGGUGCGGGGGAGAGAUAUUAUCUGUAAAGCCUUUUAUUUUCGUGCAGCUAUGCUACGGUCGAUCGAAACAAAAUGGGUUCAGCGUGGGACGAAUGUUAAGCAAACCAUUUGCACCACCCCUCCCCCACCGGGAUCGGCUGUAUCGGCGUCACGAUCAGUAACAUUUUUGCCACCAUUCAAAAGCAGUAAUCAGCAUCAGCAGUCAGUUAACGAAGAAAAGAGAACGCGAACCGCGUCAAUUUGUUUUUCCGCAUAUCAUCAACGCCACGUGAACCAAAAAAUAUAGCACCAUCGAAGUAGGCUAGGAUGACUGGCUACUGCUUGCCUACUCCUCGUUAUCGAAACAAAUGAUGACGUUAUUUAUUCGACACGGUUUAGGGCUUCCUUAUUUCGAUUUACCGGGGGCGCCUACUACGCUUGCACGUUUUUUUUUGUGCAGUCUGCUUUACAUCGUAAGCGACUGCCGACGAGCUCUCCCGACCAGGUAACCAAAGUUUGGUUCCACACUGUUUAAAUAAGGAUCAUCGUUUUUUUUUUUUCAUUUCUCUUGCUCGAAGACGUUUUCACCAGACCUGGCCCGGACUGAGCUCAAUUCCGUUGAAACCAGCCGAAACCCUGGCUGUUGUUUCAGUCAUUCACACUUCCUGAAUUGGCUGGGCACUGAAGCGUUAAUCGAGUUGUCCUUGAGAAAAUAUGAAUUCUAGGAAAAGAAAAUUAUUGGAAUGAUGAUGUGACUGCCGGAUCGGAAAAGAAAGGUGCGCCGGUUUUCUCCGAAUGAUGAUCGAUAAUUGGUGUAUUUUCGGAUUUUUUUGGUGUUUCUUUUAGAUGGUGAUAAAAUUACAUUAAAUUGGAAAAACUAAUGUUCCAUGAUGCGCCCAACAAUUUUGGAGCUGUUUGAACUUUUGAACGUUUUCCGAAAAGUUUUAAUAAGUUCUCAUCAGCAGCCAGAUCUGAAAGUUUCAAAAAGAGAUUUCGCAUAUUUUCUUAUAUUGCAAUUCUCAUCAAGUUCAAGAAGAAAAUUCUUGAAACUUGAGAAAGAAAAGGAAAAUAAUGUUCUCCUCAACGUUUUCGUCAAAUAACAGUUCUUAUAAUGAUGAAAUUCAGCUAAACUAUAAACUAGUUAUUACGUAGCAGCUAUGGAGGAAUUAUUUGUGCAAUACUAUCCGCAAAAACAGCUGCUUUGCCUUCAUAGAUUUUUAAGGGAUACUACCAAACCGUUCAGAAUACGGAAUGUCAACUUUGAGAAACUAUUGUGAAUUCCUAAACAUUUUUCUGAAAAGUUUUUUACGUUUUUUCCGACAAUUUUCGGAUCCCGGCUCGAAAAAAGGAGUCCUUUUUUGACGCUAUCCAUGAAGCAAUCCAUUUUUCCAACUCUUCGAAGGAUUGAAAAUGUUGAUCUGCCAGGCCGUGUUCCUUCGAACGGAAUAGGUGGAAGUCAGAAGUGGCGUCAUCUGGGGAAUACAGCGGGUGGGGCAAAACCCACCAUUUCAGCGUUUCCAGGUACUUUUUGACCACUUUUGCGACGUGCGGCCGAGCAUUGUCGUGUUGGAGGAUGACUUUGGCAUGUCGCUCUAUAUAUUGUGGCCGCUUUUCUUAUAGCGCGCCACUAAGGCGCAUCAGUUGCGCUCGGUAGCGAUCUCCUGUGAUGGUUUCACCCGGUUUUAAGAGCUCGCAUUUUUUUCGAAUUGCAACAGAAUAGUAAAACUUCCUGCAAAUGGCGAGAAUUGGGCACAUAAACAGUCAUUUUCGAGUGUGAAUAAUACGAAAACAAAAACAACUGUCACUGAAACGGCGAUGACAAUUCGUUAGGCACUAUACAGGGUCCGGCACUCGAAGUGUAACCAAUUAAAAAGGCUAUAAAUUCAGUUUGGAAAAUUACUUUUAUUUAAUUCAAAGUACAAAAAGUGUAAAAAUAAUACAAAAUUCAGAAUCAAUUCACUUUUGCUCGAUAUGACCACCCGAACUAAAAGAUACACCAGUCUCGAGGCGCUGAAAAAAGUUAUUGUCCGCGAGUGGGCCAAAAUACCUGCAAGUCACAUUCGGCCAAACGAAGCAACUCCUUCGCUCUCUCAAGUCAUCAAGUCAAGGUAAAAGGUGGUCAUAUCGAGCAAAAGUGAAUUGAUUCUGAAUUUUGUAUUAUUUUUACACAUUUUGUACUUUGAAUUAAGUAAAAGUAAUUUUCCAAACUGAAUUUAUGGCCUUUUCAAUUGGUUACACUUCGAGUGCCGGGCCCUUUACACACUCACUUUAAAGGCAUUAUUAUCUAUGUAUUUUGACCAGCCUCAGCCGGUACCAGAGCUGCAAAAUCUCACUAUCAACGAGCAACUUUGCGCGACGAAGAUUGGAAAGUUUAUGUCACUGGACUGCUGCCAACCAGGCUCUACCAAUCAUCAUAUAUUGAGUGUCUGAGAGCCGAUCUGUCAUAACUUAAAUUCUCUUGAUAUUAUACUCACCGGGACGCUCAUUGAUUGCCGAUGCGAUUGAUAUAUACGAUAAAAAUUAGACAGCACAAAAAUUGAAAUUUUCAUUUGAACCAAUAAAAAUUGAUUCCGAUGACUUUUUUAAUAGCGUCAUAAAAUUAAUCAAUUUAUAUUUCAGUUCUUUCAUUAUAGGUUUCUUUGAUUCAACAUAAAAUAGCCGAAAUAUUUAGUACUGUUUUAUUUUCAGAUAUUGAAACAUAAUGUUUCUUUACAUCGAAUUUCACUACGUAUUCAAUGAGAGCAUCAAAUUAAUAUUGUGUCGUAAUCCUCCUAGAGGUUCAAUGAAGCCUCACUCGUAAAUGUAAUGAUGCCUUUCUGUGAAAUACUUCAAAAAUCUUGAAACUUUGAAGAAAACUAGUACGUCGGAUUGCAAUGGACCAUCUCCACUAUGUACAAAUUGGGACAGUUUUGAGACCAAUUUGGAAGAUUUAUUACAUUUUACCUAUAUCAGAGCUAAAAAAAGUCAUUUUCAUUGACUGAAAAAUAGACGAAAAUGACAAGAAAUUAUGUUCACUCUCAGCUUCGCUUGCAAACGCUGAGAACGAAAUCCAUGUCCAGUCAAUGACAUAAGCGGGACAGUAGUUUCAAAAUUGUGUUUUUCUUUCAUUUGCCCUUUCAGUCAUUUGCAGUUUUCAGUGAAACUCCCAUAGUAUGCAGUGUCGAUAUUCAACCAAAGCUGUGAGAAUUGAAAACGACAGAAAAAGGUUUCACAAUAAGUUUUAACUGUUGGUGCUAGAAUUUGUAGUAGUAUUGGUUUCCAAAGAAGUUCUGAGAUGUAAUUACUUCGAUUUGCCAUAUUUUUGUCGCUUUUUAUAGCCAAGCGUCACAUUUUUUCAAUACAUCGAUGAAAGAAUGAGAAUUGAAAUUCUGCUGUUGCUACCUGAAGAUGUUAGUUUGGUUUCGUCUUGUCACAGAGGAAAGAAUGACGUUGGCAAUCAUGCUCUCUCAUUUUUUCGAUGAGAAACGACAAUGCUUCGUCUCUCUUCAUUUGUUCUGGUGUCGGUCAUUUACGAAUGAGACAGUAAAACAUUGAACUGCUGAAAUGGUUUCUUUCAUUGAGAAUGCGUGACAAUUUUAAGCUCUGACCUUUAUAUAUAAGAAAAGAAAAAGAAUUGCUAAUCAACUACUGGUCGGAGCCCCAAAGACAAGAUAAAGUUGUGCGUGUGCACUUUUCCACGUAUGGCGCUAACGGAUUACGAUUGGAUUGUUUGGAAGGCCACUGAUCUAGUCCAAAGACCCAAGACUUUCAAUUCUGGAGAUAUAAUCAGAAACCUGCGUAGCUGGCACAGCAAAAACUACCAUGGCUACUUCGUAAAGUUCACGAUGUGUUUGUUUUCUUAAAGUCCAAUGCUUGAACACAUCAUAAUUGAGCGGUUGGCGAGAUUCAGUAACUAGUUCCUCCAUUUGAGUUUUAAAAGAUAAUUCACUCGAAGAGGCAGAUUCCAUUGCUGAAGAACCACCAAAUAAAUCAGUCAUGUAACGGUCCAUAUCCACCAUUUCUGGAAGGACAACUUGCUCUUGAACAAAACUUGCUGCUACUAACUUAGAAAAAGUAUUUGGAUUCAGCCGGUUGAUACGCAUCCACGUUUCAGUUAUAAAACCCUGUAACAUAAUUGUGAAUUUUUUACUAUACAGCAUAGU